Molecule: messenger RNA, 611 nt
Organism: Rana temporaria (common frog)
Lineage: Eukaryota; Metazoa; Chordata; Amphibia; Anura; Ranidae
Gene: MRPL41
Product: mitochondrial ribosomal protein L41
Exons: 2
Coding region: 110-517 (135 amino acids)
Biological process (GO): translation
Cellular component (GO): mitochondrial large ribosomal subunit
Molecular function (GO): structural constituent of ribosome
Source: RefSeq, a predicted model, not a curated record
GCCGUGAUUGGACGGUGAGAACGAGGCUUGGCACGCAUGAGGGUUCUGAUUCCGGAUGUGACUUUGAACUUCCGGUCGGCUUUGAAGGCGGUGGGUGAAGCAAACCACCAUGGGGGUGCUUCAGAAUGUUGUCCGAGGCCUGGUUCGUGGUUCAGACAGACUGGCUGAGAUCACCAGUAAAAUGGGACCAAAUGCCUUCAACAGAGGACGAGGAAGCAAGAAAACGGGAUACCUGACCUCCAACUACAAGUUUGUCAAGGUGAAAGAGAUGGUGCCGCAGUUCAUAGUCCCUGAUCUGACUGGGUUCAAGUUGAGGCCAUAUGUUUCCUACAAGGCUCCUCCAGGGGAGGAAGAGCCAAUGACAGCCGAAAAGCUGUUUAUGGAAACUGUAGCUCCAGCCAUACAGAAGGAUCUUGAUGAGGGAACCUUUGAUGCUAAUAAACUAGAAAAAUAUGGAUUUGAGACCACACAGGAGGGUAAACAAUUCAAGUUGUAUCCAAAGAAUUAUGUUCAAUAGUCUGAACGAUUAAGUCACAUCAUGGAUUCAUGUACACCGCGUAUUGAUGCCCAUAUUGAACUGUCUUUUCUAAUUAAAUUUACCUUGUAAAGUA